AUGUUGCAUACGUUACUUUGGCUAACAUCUGUUUAAUUUUAAUGUUAUAUUUACAUAUAUCACUGUUUUGUUGAAAUCUUCGAGCUUUUUUACAGUCUAUGGAGGAAUCACACGAAUAAUUUUACGGCAGUGUUACGUCAGCAGUGUCCUUUCAUUUUACGGCAGGGCAGCAUGUGGAGGUCAGAGAUGAAGAAACUCCCUGUCAGAGACUGAAAACUCUUUAAUGAUCUAAUAUUAACUCUUGACAACAAUUUAGCACAGUGACAUCUAUGUGGGAUUUUCAACAGAUGAUAUACAACACAACACUGUCGGUAAAGAAAAUCGUUUGGUGUCGCUAGCGUUCGUCAGAUUUACCGGUUCGAUAAGGAAGAAGUCUGAUCAUCGAGACGGUUUUCUCUGUAUCAUCUCUAAAGACAUGGAUAAUAACUCGCCGGCAUCAGGAGGAUUUAAAGGGGGACUCGGGAGCCUUUUCGGUGGAGGAACCCCUGAGUAUUCAAAUACUGAGCUCGCAGGAGUACCAUUGACUGGUAUGAGCCCUCUCUCGCCGUACCUCAAUGUUGACCCUCGUUACCUUGUACAGGACACAGACGAGUUCAUCUUGCCAACUGGGGCAAGUAAAACCCGUGGCCGCUUUGAGCUGGCCUUCUUCACAAUCGGCGGAUGCUGUAUAACAGGCGCUGCUUUUGGGACACUUAAUGGUCUCCGUAUGGGCCUGAUGGAAACUAGAGACAUGCCAUGGUCCAAACCCAGAAACGUACAGAUUUUGAACAUGGUCACACGACAAGGGGCAUCGUGGGCCAACACACUAGGAUCUGUGGCUCUUUUGUAUAGUGUGUUUGGUGUGGCCAUUGAGAAGGCCAGAGGUGCAGAGGAUGACCUCAACACAGUGGCAGCUGGAACGUUAACAGGGAUGCUUUUUAAAUCCACAGGUGGACUCAAAGGAGCUGCCAGAGGAGGUCUCGUUGGUUUAGCCAUGUCAGGGCUGUAUGCUCUUUACAACAACUGGGAUCACCUGAAGGGGAGAUCGCCUUCACAUUACUGAGGAUGACUGAGAGCUCAAACCAUGGACUUAUUUUGACUCUGAGCCUAUUCUUACUCUUUAUCACCCCCUUUUGGAGAUGCAUCGAAUUUCUUUUUUUUUAAGAAACCUAUGGACCACCACAUGUGCACAGACUUCUUCAGAGUUACAUUAGGUGUAAUAUUUAAAUGGAAGAGCCAGACUGCCUCCAGCUGUGUGGACUAUGUAGCUUGACUAUGAUUAUGUACAGUUCUUCAAGCACAUGUCUUUGUUGGUGUAAGUUGCAGUUGGAGGAAGUCUGUAUCCUUUAAUGAUGUGGUUUUAUCUGUUCUCUUUGUGGAUUGAUGCAUUUUAUCAGUGGUGACUAAACUGUCUGCUUCCUCUCUGCAACCAUCUAAAAUAAAAUGGUAGUUUCCACUG
Messenger RNA from Ctenopharyngodon idella (grass carp), 1438 nucleotides. RefSeq names its product translocase of inner mitochondrial membrane 23 homolog a (yeast) (gene timm23a). Gene Ontology annotation, cellular component: mitochondrial inner membrane; TIM23 mitochondrial import inner membrane translocase complex. The transcript has 7 exons. The record is from RefSeq and is a predicted model, not a curated record. Lineage: Eukaryota; Metazoa; Chordata; Actinopteri; Cypriniformes; Xenocyprididae. Gene Ontology annotation, biological process: protein import into mitochondrial matrix. Bases 416 to 1042 code for a protein of 208 amino acids. Gene Ontology annotation, molecular function: transmembrane protein transporter activity.